This is a messenger RNA of Linum tenue, 4208 nucleotides long. The record is from the annotation of a GenBank genome assembly. Lineage: Eukaryota; Viridiplantae; Streptophyta; Magnoliopsida; Malpighiales; Linaceae.
CACCCCUGAUCCUUAGUUGAACGAAGUAGCCGGCGGAUUUCCGAUCUCGGUGGUAAGGCGGAGUUGAGCUUCUGGAAUUCAUUAUAUUUCAUGCGGCUGCGAGGUCUGAAGAGAAUUCCCGCUCUAUAGUCAGCUAUAGGCUUGUUCUUCUUGUACGACAGGAGGCGCUGGUAAAGAUCAUCGGAAUAACAUGGAUCACGCGAGGCAGGUGUUCACCGUCGAUCUCCUGGAGAGGUACGCGACCAAAGGGCGCGGGGUGAUCACUGCCAUGGCGGCCGGAAACGAUGUCAUUGUACUGGGAACAAGCAAAGGAUGGGUAAUUAGGCACGAUUUCGGCGUAGGUGAUUCUUACGACAUUGACCUCUGUGCGGGACGACCCGGAGAGCAAUCUAUCCACAGAGUGUUUGUUGAUCCUGGAGGAAGUCACUGUAUUGCCACUGUCGUUGGUGCUGGUGGUGCUGAGACUUACUACACUCAUGCCAAAUGGAGCAAGCCGCGUGUUUUGGGCAGACUGAAAGGUCUUGUUGUAAAUGCAGUUGCUUGGAAUAGGCAACAGAUUACGGAAGCUUCGACAAAGGAAGUCGUUCUCGGCACAGAUAAUGGCCAACUUUAUGAGAUUGCUGUUGAUGAGAAGGAUAAGAGGGAGAAGUACAUAAAGUUUAUAUACGAAUUGAAAGAACUUCCAGAAGCUUUUAUGGGCUUGCAGAUGGAGACAGCUAGUUUAGGAAGUGGAACCAGAUAUUAUGUGAUGGCUGUUACACCUACACGGCUCUAUUCUUUUACUGGCAUUGGAUUGCUGGAAACUGUUUUUGCUAGUUAUUUGGAGCGCGCGGUUCGUUUUAUGGAAUUACCUGGAGAAGUACCAAACAGCGAACUACAUUUCUUUAUCAAGCAAAGAAGAGCGACACAUUUUGCGUGGCUUUCAGGAGCAGGUAUCUACCACGGGGGACUAAAUUUUGGAUCACAGCAUAGUAAUCCAAAUGGUGAUAAUUUUGUUGAGAACAAAGCACUUCUGGAUUACUCGAAACUAAGCGAAGGUUCUGAAGUUGUUAAGCCAACUUCUAUGGCUGUUUCAGAAUUCCAUUUCUUACUUCUCAUUGGGAACAAGGUUAAGGUCGUGAACAGAAUCAGUGAGCAUAUCAUAGAGGACCUCCAUUUUGAUCUGACGUCAGAAUCAGCUUCAAGGGGCAUUAUUGGGUUGUGUAGCGAUGCCACUGCUGGCUUGUUCUAUGCAUAUGAUCAGAAUUCUGUCUUCCAGGUUUCUGUCAACGAUGAGGGCCGAGAUAUGUGGAAGGUCUAUCUUGACAUGAAAGAAUAUGCUGCAUCUUUAGCAAAUUGUCGUGAUCCAUUUCAGAGGGAUCAAGUAUAUUUGGUCCAGGCAGAUGCUGCAUUUUCUUCGAGGGAUUUUCAAAGAGCGGCAUCCUUCUAUGCAAAAAUUAACUAUAUACUAUCAUUUGAGGAAGUCACCCUCAAGUUUAUCAGUGUAGGAGAACAGGAUGCUUUGAGGACUUUCUUGUUGCAUAGGCUAGAUAAUCUCACAAAAGAGGAUAAGUGCCAAAUAACAAUGAUUUCGACAUGGGCAACUGAAUUGUACUUGGACAAGAUAAAUCGGCUUCUUUUGGAAGAAGAUAGUGCAGUGGAAAAUCAUGGUGUUGAGUACCAGUCCAUCAUUCAAGAAUUUUGUGCUUUCCUCAGUGAUUCUAAAGAUGUACUUGACGAGGCUACAACAAUGAAACUUCUGGAGAGUUACGGACGAGUUGAAGAACUAGUAUAUUUUGCUAGUCUGAAGGAGCAGCAUGAGAUUGUAAUUCAUCACUAUAUACAGCAAGGAGAAACAAAAAAAGCUUUGGAAGUACUUCAAAAGCCAGCUGUGCCUAUAGAUCUUCAGUACAAGUUUGCUCCAGAUCUCAUUGCUCUUGAUGCAUAUGAAACGGUGGAGUCUUGGAUGGGGACGAAGAACCUAAACCCGCGGAAAUUGAUUCCUGCAAUGAUGCGCUAUUCAAGUGAACCCCAUGCAAAGUAAUGAUCUCUAGAUUAAUUAUGUGGUGUUCAACACUGAGUGAUGCUAACCAUGCCUUUCCCACAUUCAGGCCAUCAAGGCAUCAACUUAAUUUUUUUGACAUGGGAUUUGACUGGAUGAACAAUUACACUAUGUAAAGGUGGUGUCAAUAUGAUUAAAAUGUGACGGUGAAAAGAAUGCUGAUUCACUUAGCUGUAAGCAUGCACAUUGCAUUUCACGUCGAAAACGAUUGUCAAGUUUUAGGAUAGUUUGCCUACAAAUAUGACAUCUUCAUAUUUGGAUGUUUUCCUGUCAUCUUGUGUACAACUGAUAUGCCAAGAACUCAAUAGGAACAUAAUGAGCUUGAAAAGAAGUUUUUGGUUUGCAUCCUUUGGGGUUAGUUUGGUCCUGUAAAUCCUAUUUCAAGACAUUGGUGUCUGAAAUUUUCUUUUACAUUUAUGUCUUCUAACAGAAGAUAUGUUGAAUGCAGGAAUGAAACUCAUGAGGUCAUCAAGUACUUGGAGUUCUGUGUUCAUCGUCUGCAUAAUGAGGAUCCCGGAAUUCACAAUUUGCUUUUAUCUCUCUAUGCUAAGCAGGAAGAUGAUAGUGCACUUCUGCGGUUCCUACAAUGCAAGUUUGGGAAAGGCCGAGAAAAUGGACCUGAUUUCUUCUAUGAUCCGAAGUAUGCCCUCCGCCUUUGCCUCAAAGAGAAGCGAAUGCGCGCUUGCGUUCAUAUAUACAGUAUGAUGUCCAUGCAUGAAGAAGCAGUUGCUCUUGCUCUGCAGGUUGAUCCUGAGCUUGCUAUGGCUGAAGCUGAUAAAGUAGAAGACGACGAAGACCUGAGGAAAAAGUUAUGGCUCAUGGUCGCCAAGCAUGUUAUUGAACAGGAAAAGGGAACAAAGAGGGAGAACAUUAGAAAGGCCAUAGCAUUUCUUAAAGAAACUGAUGGGCUGUUGAAAAUUGAGGAUAUACUUCCCUUCUUUCCAGACUUUGCCCUGAUUGAUGAUUUCAAGGAGGCAAUAUGCUCAUCAUUGGAGGAUUACAACAAGCAAAUUGAAGAACUGAAACAGGAGAUGAAUGAUGCGACCCAUGGUGCAGACAAUAUAAGGAAUGAUAUAAAUGCUCUUGCUCAGAGAUAUGCUGUCAUUGAUAAGGAUGAGGAUUGUGGGGGGAUCAAUGUGGAAGCCGGUGCUGAUGGGUCCGCUGAGGAAUCCUCGAUGACGGACCAUCGUGGCGCCGACGCCGCCGGCAAUUCAAAGAAGGUGAGGGAUUUCAGCUCCAAGGAUGAGUCUUCUAGGAUGGUUUCUGUUACUUGCAGUGGCAAUGAAUUGGUUUGCAGAAGGAAGAUCUUGAAUGUGGGUGGGGAUUAUCGCAUGUCUCGAGGAUACACAUCUGUGGGACCAAUUGCUCCCUUCUACGUAUUUCCUUGUGGGCAUGCCUUCCAUUCAGAAUGCUUGAUUGCUCAUGUAACACGAUGUACUACUGAAUCACAGGCCGAGCAUAUUCUGGACCUUCAGAAGCAACUUACUCUGUUGGGCGAUGGAGCUAGAAAAGACCUAAACGGCAGCAUGUUUGAAGAUUCGGUUUCAAGCACAACCAAUGCAGAUAAGUUGCGCUCUCAAUUGGAUGACGCGGUAGCUGGGGAGUGCCCCUUCUGUGGGGAGUUGAUGAUCAGGGAAAUCUCAUUGCCUUUCAUCCUUGCCGAUGAAUCACGGGAGGUGAAUUCGUGGACAAUAAAGCCAACCAACAAUCUUCUGAACCUUAGGAGCAUAUCUCUGCCCUCUUGACUUUCCCUUCUCUUCAACAUCUUGUAUUUGUUUGUGUGUCCAUAUAAGAAUAUACCUGUAUGCAGCUUCACCAAGUUCUUUCCACAACAUCGUUAAGUUAUUGGUUCAGCAAGUCGGUAUCUUCAUAUUCUGGUAAGCAGUUUGUACCUUCCCAGGGCUCUGUAGAUCUACUUUAGUAACAUUGUGUUGUAGUUGAUGUCUGAUUAAUCUGGAGUCGCAAGAGUUGGGUCUGGCAUUGUUUUGAACUCCAAGGCUUCUUUGGAGAUGGGGAUUGUGUUUGCAGAUCGGAACGGAUAUCAAACUAAAUAGAUCAAUACGGAAAUAAGAAAACAUACGGUUUACGUGGUAUCCCUGAUGAUCAGGACUAAUCCACGGGAGAGGUUGAACACUCUCCAGGCUACUGAAAUUAUUAUUCUCUCAAC